Messenger RNA from Gasterosteus aculeatus aculeatus (three-spined stickleback), 1936 nucleotides. It is a transcript of the gene polr1f, whose product is annotated as RNA polymerase I subunit F. The record is from RefSeq and is a predicted model, not a curated record. Gene Ontology annotation, cellular component: RNA polymerase I complex. Lineage: Eukaryota; Metazoa; Chordata; Actinopteri; Perciformes; Gasterosteidae. Gene Ontology annotation, biological process: DNA-templated transcription; DNA-templated transcription initiation; transcription elongation by RNA polymerase I.
UUUAGCGCGUCUUCCGUUUUCCGGUCUCCCCGAACAGCAUGGCCAACUUCGAGCACGCUGAAGACGACCCAAAACACGCGAACAUGUCCGCCGUAACACCCGCCGCCGAAGCCGGAGCCCGACCGACCGAAACGUCCUUGGCACCGGGCGCCUUCGCCUCCUGCAUCCCGUCGUUCGAGGCCGCCUCCGAGCUGAUGUCGGCGCCGUACUCGUGCCUGGUCAUGAGCGCGCACCGGAGACACGUCGCCCUGCCGCCGGUGUACCUGAACAAGAAGAGGACCGGCAUACAGGAGGAGCUGGAAGCCGAGCUGCUCAAGUUCUCCCAAAGUCUACAAGGAGUUCCCGUGGCCUAUGAAAACAUCAGGAUAGUGGGUCACCAUGGAAACAUCUACGAUGACAGCGGCUACAUCCACAUGGACAUAGAGGCCAACUUCAUCACCUUUGAGCCCCUGAAUGGACAGAAACUGGUGGGCAGAGUGAAUAAACUGGGGGUCGGCCACGUGGGCUGCCUGGUGCACGGCUGCUUCAACGCCAGCAUCCCCAGGCCCAACCUGGUUUCCGUGCCGACAUGGCGGGACGCGGGGCCGAGGAUCGGAUCGGAGAUGGAGUUUGAGGUGACCGCUCUUGACGCCGACACUGCGGGGGUGCUGCUGAUCAGAGGGCGGAUGGAGAGGACCAGGGUGCAGGAGCUGCUGGCUAUGAGCGAGGCCUCGGGGACGGGCGUCCCUGAAGACCGGCCAGAAUCCACCGAGGAGUCUUCCAAAAACACCCCCAAAAAGAAGAGAACCAUCCUCAAAGACAGUGUGACGAGUCCAUCCUCUUGCCAAGUUGAUGGCAGCACGUCACCGCAGCUGAACGGAACAAACACGGCAGAGAAUGGCGAUGAAGCUGGUGAGAAAAAGAAGAAGAAAAAGAAGAAGCAAAAACACAUGAAAGAAGAGGAGGAGGAGGUUGAACUCUCUACUAUGGCGGUUCCCGGCAGUGACUCCAGCGGUUACCUCAGUGACAAGCCAAGCAAAAAGAGAAGACGUGAAACUCCUUUAGAUGUCACAUCUAGUUUAAAUGCCGCUCCGGAACCACCGAAGUCCAAAAAGAAGAGGAAAAGUGACUUGAAGUAGGAAGAAGAAAAAAGGAUCUUCUGUUUGGAAAAAGAUUCAAUUAUGUGUGUGUGAGACACCAUUGAAAUGACAACGGUGGCUCUGGAGGAAAAUACAGGCGUGACAUAACAACUAAACGCCUUUUUUUUGGCGAGCAGGAGCUUCUGAGCUCCCCUGAAAUCACUUGAUCGGAGGUUCAGGCUUGCAGAAGAAUGUUGUGGAAAAUCACAUGACAUGAUGGAAGCGGACUUGACCCACUAGUCGUUGUUGGAUUGCAGCUCUCUUUUGCCGCCUGUGGGGGGAGCAAAACGUCUUCACAGCCAUUAAAACACCAAUGAAACCAUGUGAACCUCCAUAUUUUUAAACAACGUGUUGAGAGUAGAGGGGCUGGUGUAGUGCAUUGAUUUUAGAGCCACAUGUUGAUAUUACUUCUCUGUAUCCACUCUUCUGAAAAGAUUGUCCUGAAAAGGACAGGUUGAUUUUUUAGAUCUUUCUUUAGUGUUGCGUUGUUUCUUUUCACAUGAAUGUGAACUUUGAAAACCAACAGAAAUGGACAUUAAAUCAUCCCAAUUAACAUGCUCAUUCUUUAAACUGUUCACCCUGCUUCCAUUCAGAGGUAUUUCUAAAGACCAAUAAUUUGUUUAUUCAAAAUAACUGAAGAAGAGGUGGGUCUGCAAAAGUCUCCAGCAUACAACUCUGCAAUGCAUCUGUUAGAAGAAAUUCUCCCUGUAAGGUUUUUAAUGCAAAGAUUUCCUGUUCUUUGUCACAUAUUCCCUCCCACAACAAACUCUUUCAUGCUGACCAGUUGGUGUCAGCUGAUAAAGCCCUGAGAGACUGCC